AUGAGUAUUUCUUUAAAAUCCAAAAAACCUAAGACGAAGAAGGAGGCUGCAGUCAUUAGCAGCGAUGAAGAGGGGCGAAUGGAAGUGGAUACAGCGCGGGUUGUACUUACCCCAGUCGCUACACCUAGUGGAGGAACUAUCCCUAGACCAGGGCAUAGUCGUACGAGUUCGAUCUCCUCUAUUACAGAGGAGGUUGGUACUCCACUUUUGGCAAAAAGGAAAAGAUUUGACACCUCGAGAUCGGAAAUCGACUCGCAAAAGCCCGCUGCUCUACUUGAUGAGGCGAGAAAAGAGAGGGAGGAACUAGAAGCUUACCUAUUUAACGAUGCAAAUAAAUUAACAAAAAGUGCCAUUCAAUUUAUUUUAUCAAAGUGGGGAAUUUUGGAAAACCGUUUGCAAAAUGAAAUUUUAGAAAAGGAGAAGCUUCUGGUUCGAAAUGAGGAGAUAAAAAGUAAGCCGACGAUGACAUACGCUCAAGUUACAUCUCGAGGUGUUGGCCUGGCUCCUCCUCGCGUCUCUACAGUAGGAACACCUAGAAAAGAAAAAUCAACAAGUCAGAUCCUCAUCGUGAAAGCUGUGAAUGAUAAAGAUAAUAGAUCUAGUGAAGAACUUAAAAAUCAGGUUACUCAAGCACUGGAAUCAAAGAGAAAAGAUCUAAGGGUAAGAAAUAUUAGACAACUAAGAAAUAAAGGAGUUCUCUUAGAACUCGAAAGCAAAAAGGAUGUAGAUAUUGUUAAGGGUGUUGGACUCGAUGGUAGGGGACUGAGUGUUGCCGCUCCUAAGAAGUUGGACCCCGUCAUUGUAAUCUACGACGUUGAAAAGGAUUUGAAGCCUGAAGAACUCAAAGAGGAUUUGAUAUCGAAAAACUUGGUUGCUACAGAUGAUCAGUUUAAGGAAGAACUAAAAGAAAAAGUUAUAUUUAGACAUUCUUUUAAAACGAGCCACCCUGACAGGGUUAAUUGGAUAGUCCAGUUACCUGGUAAAGCAUUUGAUACUCUACUGAACUCUGGUAGGGCCUACAUGUUUUGGCGAUCAUACAGACUGCGUGAAUAUUUAAAUAUUGCCAGGUGUUUCAAAUGCCACAUGUAUGGACAUGUGGCUAAAUACUGCACUACCCCUAAGCAACUUUGCGAGCAUUGUGGUCAACCUGACCACGCUCGCGAGGAUUGCAAAAAGAAAGAUCAUCCUCAGUGCCCGGCGUGUGUUCGUCUUAAGCGCAAGGAUGUCGACCACAGCGUUAGGAAUAAAUCUUGUCCAGAAUAUUUAAGACAGGUUGAAAUAUACCGAAAUAAAGUUCAAUGGACUUAAUUAUUGGUCAGAUUAACGCACAAAGAUCGAUGGCUGUGGCGGCAGAUUUGCGAAAAAUCAUCUUGGAUUGUAAGUUGGAUAUCCUGUGCAUUCAGGAGCCGUAUGUUUUUAAAGGAAAGAUCAGAGGUUAUAUUUCGCCGAUACUGUCUGUGGUUCAACCGAAAGGGGACUCUCCUUGGGUAACAAAUAUAAUUAAUAAUUCAAAAUUGGAUUUUUUCGCUAUGACUGGUUAUGAGUCUGAACAUAUGUUGGUCACGCAGAUUAUUUUUGGAAGUAUCAAGUUUUUUCUUAUAAAUUUAUAUUGUCAGCACUCUCUUUCGCCUAAUGUAUUCAUGACUAAGUUGGAGAGAUUCAUCAAUGAGAACGGUACAAGCAAUAUAAUUAUUACCAUGGACGCGAAUGCUAAAUCUACUUGGUGGCAUUCAGACGUUAUUGAUGAAGCAGGUCGAGAGUGGGAAGAAUUUAUUUUGGACCACAAUCUUUAUAUUGCUAACAGGCCUGGAGAGCUUUAUACCUACUCCAGCUUACACGGCGUGUCUAAUAUAGAUAUUACUCUUUGUGGAAGAAAUUUACAAAAUAAGAUCUCGAACUGGAGGGUUACUAAUUUAUGCUCCAUAUCGGACCAUAAUUUGAUACUGUUUAAAUUUAAAACCUACAUGGCGAGACCAUUAAAUCUUUUUAGAGACCGCGAGUAUAAUAUUAAGGCGGCGAAAUGGGAUCGUUUUGAAGAAGCUGUCAGUCGAAUUGUAGAUGAACAGUAUUUAGCUGAUUUUGACCACCUGAGUGUAAAUAAUAUGGU
Molecule: messenger RNA, 2107 nt
Organism: Hylaeus volcanicus
Lineage: Eukaryota; Metazoa; Arthropoda; Insecta; Hymenoptera; Colletidae
Exons: 1
Coding region: 1-1308 (435 amino acids)
Molecular function (GO): zinc ion binding; nucleic acid binding
Source: RefSeq, a predicted model, not a curated record